GCACCAGGCACCCUAUCCAUUCCUCUUCUACCGCCAAACCCCUCCGAACGCUCUGCAACAAAGGGCAAAAUAUUCCACUUCGGAGGGAGGAUCUGCCCGACCCCACCCGGCAAUGUCCACUUUCUUGUAGCCGAAGCUCUCAAUGCUCGGCCCUCGACCUUCCGUAUAAACCCACUCAGCGUUAUCUUCAGUAUCCACCACCAAUGGAGCUUUCUUCUUCUUUUGUUAAAUUCUCAUCCUCUACUAAUUACUAUUUCUCGUCUUCUUUUACUCCAUUUAUUGUCAAACUUCACCCCAAUAGUCUCAAUUUCCCGAACCCCACAUCGGGAAAUUUGCGUGUUUUUGCAGUUGCAGUCGACCCACAACAAGAAUUGCCCAAAAACCACCCUCAAAGACUGCUAAAAGAGCUCGCGGAGCGAAAACGAGCCACUUCUCCGAAGAAAAAGGUGCCCCCAAGAAGGUAUAUUCUUCGGCCGCCACUGGAUGAUAAGAAAUUAGCGGAAAGGUUUCUCAAUAGCCCUCAAUUAACUCUUAAAUCAUUCCCAUUAUUGAGUUCUUGUUUACCAUCUUCGCGGCUUAACAAUGCCGAUAAAACUUGGAUGGACGAGUACUUGCUGGAAGCCAAACAAGCCCUUGGAUACCCCCUUGAGCCCUCCGAUAGUUAUGGAGACGACAAUCCCGCAAAACAAUUUGACACUCUCUUAUACUUGGCCUUCCAGCAUCCCUCAUGCGAAAGAACAAAGGCACGACACAUAAGAUCAGGGCACUCCAGGCUUUUGUUUUUGGGGCAAUAUGUGCUCGAAUUGGCGUUAGCAGAGUAUUUUUUACAGAGGUAUCCGAGGGAGUCGCCGGGUCCAAUGAGGGAGAGGUUUUUUGCGUUAAUUGGGAAGAGGAACCUUCCAAAGUGGAUUAAGGCUGCCAGUUUACAGAACUUGAUAUUCCCAUAUGAUGAUAUGGAUAAGCUGAUCAGGAAGGACCGUGAACCUCCUGUGAAAUCUGUAUUUUGGGCAUUGUUCGGGGCAAUAUAUUUAUGUUUCGGAAUGCCAGAAGUGUAUCGGGUCCUUUUCGAAGUGUUCGGAAUGGAUCCCGAUUCAGAGGAAUGUGAACCGAGAUUACGCAGGCAACUUGAAGAUGUAGAUUAUGUCUCUGUUGAAUUCGAGGACAAGAAGAUCAGCUGGCAAGAUAUGAUUACUUAUAAGCCUCCAGAAGAUGCUCUAUUUGCCCACCCUAGGCUCUUUAGAGCCUGCGUCCCGCCUGGCAUGCAUCGAUUCCGGGGUAAUAUUUGGGAUUAUGAUAGUCGACCUCAAGUCAUGAAGGCACUAGGAUACCCCGUUCCUGUUACAGAUAAAAUUCCCGACAUCACCGAAGCACGAAAUAUCGAACUCGGACUUGGAUUGCAGCUUUGCCUUUUGCACCCAUCAAAAUACAAGUUCGAGCAUCCUCGUUUCUGCUACGAACGAUUAGAAUACCUCGGCCAAAAGAUCCAGGAUAUCGUAAUGGCGGAGAGAUUGUUGAUGAAGCAUUUAGAUGCUCCGGGAAAGUGGUUGCAGGAGAAGCACCGGCGUUUGGUGAUGAACAAGUUUUGCGGGCGGUAUUUGAGGGAGAAGUAUCUUCAUAAACUUAUCGUGUAUUCGGAACAAGUUGAAGAUGCAUACGAGAACAACCGGAGGCUUCGAAACCCAGCAACCACGGCUGUUCAGCAAGCCCUUCAUGGACUUUCUUAUGCUGUUCAUGGAAAGCCUGAUGUGAGACGUCUCAUGUUUGAGGUUUUUGAUUUUGAGCAACUCCAGCCUAAAGCUGUUUGAGGAUCUACAAGGAAAGGUAGAUGAUGCAAGCAAAGGCAGAUAUGUGUAUAUAUAUAUAUAUGUAUGUAUAUGUAUAUAUGUAUAUAUAUAAAAUAUUGGGCAAUGUUUUUUUAAAACUUGUCUCCUGCAAUAUUCUUUCAAUCCAGUUGCUGUCUCUUCUGAUA
Molecule: messenger RNA, 1969 nt
Organism: Cucurbita pepo subsp. pepo (vegetable marrow)
Lineage: Eukaryota; Viridiplantae; Streptophyta; Magnoliopsida; Cucurbitales; Cucurbitaceae
Product: ribonuclease III domain-containing protein RNC1, chloroplastic-like
Biological process (GO): RNA processing; regulation of gene expression
Cellular component (GO): nucleus
Molecular function (GO): double-stranded RNA binding; ribonuclease III activity
Source: RefSeq, a predicted model, not a curated record